AUGCUUAUUGUAUUUCGAGAAUCAUUGGCUCAAUUUCAGAACAUGAUUAUGUUAAUUUUCAUAUUGGUCUGGGGUCUCCUGAGUGGACUCGCUGCUUCAGCUGGCGACAUCAAUGCAAAUUUCUUUUACCUCACUCUGGAUCCAAAUGCAACAAUCGCAAGUUUUGAAAGUGUUCAAGUGGUUCCUCACUCUUCCAAUGCGUCAGUCAUUCCAGGCAACGUUCAAGCUAUAUGGCCUGCACUUCAGAACAAUCAAGGCAUUAUGCAAACUGUGGUCGCAAACCAAGGAAGUAUCGGAGAGUGGUUUUAUAUUGGAUUAGAAUUUUGUUGCACACCUCAAGACUGGCAAGCCGAUAAAGCUCAGCAGGUAUAUCCAGGAGAUCACAUCACCACAAAGUACCAAUUGAUGAGUGCAAAUAAUGGAGUAUAUAAUGUUACAUGGAAAGUUGAGAGGGGUUACUCCGGCAUUCAAGCUGGCGAGACGUCCUUCACUGCAGAAUCCCUUUUCGAUCCUCAAGACCAUCCAACCCCUGGCGGCCAAGGCCCGUUUAACAAGGCACUUUUCGCAAUCGAAACACAAGGAGGAAGUAAGUGGGACUUUGGGCCAGUUCAAUGGGAACAAAUCACUAUAAAAGCCGACACUACUAGAAGUGAUUGGUGUUUUAAACCUGUCAACAACACAGACUUCCAACAUUACCUCUCUACUCCUACGGUCUUCGCCUCUGACAAUCAAGUGAUUUGUGAAUAUUCUUCGCUGAUCUUUGGGGAUAUAAAACCACCUACAGCUCUCUCACCUCUCGUAACCUCGCACACUGAGCCUGGACCCACCACACAAGAUCUAAUUUUCUCGCCUACCACAAGCCCCACCGCUACAGUCCUCCUAUACCAUCAAGAGCCACCUCUUCCAACCCCAAGUCUCGCUGAACCAGGUAAUGCUCCCACCUCGACGCUCUCGAAUGGCCUUCCAAACCCCUCCUACUCUGCGCUAUCAGCUUCCUGGGAAUCCGCCAGUACCCACUACAAUUCCUACCAUUCUAUCCAGAUGUCCAAAUACACCAUGGCAUUAGAAGCCAAUCUGCAGAGCGUCUUCGGAACAACCACGAUUACGACUGUAGAUGGAGAUAGUGCAUUGACUACCAUCACAACCGACAACUACAAAGCAUGGGCUACCGCUUACGCGGCAGCAAAUGGGAACGGAACGGGCAAUUCUACAAGUGCGAAUGGUAACAAAUAUCCUGUUCAGCUUAUUCCAAUGUCAGUUCCGUGGUUGAUGGCUAUGCUUGUGGUGAUGAGCUCGGUGUUUGUGGGUGCUGUUGCUUUUUGUAUUUACAGACCUAGACAGAGGGAGAUUUCUUGA
This is a messenger RNA of Botrytis porri, 1356 nucleotides long. RefSeq lists its product as uncharacterized. Bases 1 to 1356 code for a protein of 451 amino acids. NCBI's taxonomy places the organism in Eukaryota, Fungi, Ascomycota, Leotiomycetes, Helotiales, Sclerotiniaceae. The record is from RefSeq and is a predicted model, not a curated record. The transcript is spliced from 7 exons.